Moneuplotes crassus is the source of this 652-nucleotide messenger RNA. NCBI's taxonomy places the organism in Eukaryota, Ciliophora, Spirotrichea, Euplotida, Euplotidae. The record is from the annotation of a GenBank genome assembly.
AUGAACAACGUCAUAAUCAAAGGCUCACAUAUUGGAAUCCCUAAAUUUCGAAAUACCAAGAAGAGAACUCAUUUGAAGUACUCUCGAGCUGGCUUGGGCUCCAAGCCUGAGCCCAGCCCAAUGAUGAGAGCAAAGAAAAAUCUUGAAGCUUUCCAGCGGAUGAAUCUUCCACAACAAAGCCGGUUCCGGCUUGGUAGUCGGAACUCUGCUACUCCGGUGAGUAUUUCCAAGAGAUAUUGUACUCCUAAAUCCGAAAAAAAAGAGCUUACUCUGCAUCCCAAAGUUUUCAAGACCAAGAAGAGAAACGUACGGUAUCACUAUAUGCUACAAGGAUUCUUUAAAAAGCUCCAUAUAAACGACAAGAGUAGAAAUCUAAAGAAAGAAGGUUGCACAAUGAAGUAUUAAAAACUGUAGAGAAUCCUAUUAAGAAGCCAGAUUUCCAGUAUAUUCCCCAAAGGAUAGCAAAUGGAAAAGUACGUAGAAUUAUCUACUCGCGAGCUGCAAACUAUAAGACAAUCAACCUUACUAAAGGAUCCAAAGAAUCAGGUGCUGUAAAGGGUCUGAACAAGCACAGAAGAAGUGUUAACGUUAAUAUCAAGAAGUCUUUGUUGGCCAAGUAUCAAUCAGGUAGUUAGCUGGUCAUCAAAAUGUC